Messenger RNA from Tupaia belangeri chinensis (Chinese tree shrew), 4538 nucleotides. RefSeq names its product phospholipase C beta 3 (gene PLCB3). NCBI's taxonomy places the organism in Eukaryota, Metazoa, Chordata, Mammalia, Scandentia, Tupaiidae. Gene Ontology annotation, molecular function: phosphatidylinositol-4,5-bisphosphate phospholipase C activity; calcium ion binding; calmodulin binding. Gene Ontology annotation, biological process: phosphatidylinositol metabolic process; phosphatidylinositol-mediated signaling; G protein-coupled receptor signaling pathway. Gene Ontology annotation, cellular component: cytoplasm. The record is from RefSeq and is a predicted model, not a curated record.
CACUGUAGUGGAGACCCUGCGGCGCGGGAGUAAGUUCAUCAAAUGGGACGAGGAGGCCUCCAGUCGGAACCUGGUGACUCUGCGCGUGGACCCAAAUGGCUUCUUCUUGUACUGGACGGGACCCAACAUGGAGGUGGACACACUGGACAUCAGUUCCAUCAGGGACACGAGGACGGGCCGUUAUGCCCGCCUGCCCAAGGACCCCAAGAUCCGAGAAGUUCUGGGCUUUGGGGGCCCCAAUGCCCGACUGGAAGAGAAGCUGAUGACGGUAGUAGCUGGGCCAGACCCGGUGAACACAACGUUCUUGAACUUCAUGGCCGUGCAGGAUGACACAGCCAAGGUCUGGUCCGAGGAGCUAUUCAAGCUGGCUAUGAACAUCCUGGCCCAGAAUGCUUCCCGGAACACCUUCCUGCACAAAGCAUACACGAAGCUGAAGCUGCAGGUGAACCAGGAUGGACGGAUUCCAGUCAAGAACAUCCUUAAGAUGUUCUCUGCGGACAAGAAGCGCGUGGAGACUGCACUGGAGUCCUGUGGCCUCAACUUCAACCGGAGUGAGUCCAUCCGGCCAGAUGAGUUUUCCUUGGAAAUCUUUGAGCGGUUCCUCAACAAGCUAUGUCUGCGGCCAGACAUUGACAAGAUCCUGCUGGAGAUAGGCGCCAAGGGCAAGCCGUACCUGACGCUGGAACAGCUCAUGGACUUCAUCAACCAGAAGCAACGGGACCCAAGACUCAAUGAAGUGCUGUACCCGCCGCUGCGGCCCUCCCAGGCCCGGCUGCUCAUCGAGAAGUAUGAGCCCAACCAGCAGUUCCUGGAGCGAGACCAGAUGUCCAUGGAGGGCUUCAGCCGCUACCUGGGAGGUGAGGAGAACGGCAUCCUGCCCCUGGAAGCCCUGGACCUGAGUGCAGACAUGAGCCAGCCGCUGAGUGCCUACUUCAUCAACUCCUCACACAACACCUAUCUCACGGCGGGGCAGUUGGCUGGGACCUCGUCGGUGGAGAUGUACCGCCAAGCACUGCUGUGGGGGUGCCGCUGUGUGGAGCUGGAUGUAUGGAAGGGGCGGCCACCCGAGGAGGAGCCUUUCAUCACCCAUGGCUUCACUAUGACCACGGAGGUGCCACUGCGUGAUGUGCUAGAGGCCAUCGCUGAGACCGCCUUCAAGACCUCCCCCUAUCCCGUCAUCCUCUCCUUUGAGAACCAUGUGGACUCGGCGAAGCAGCAGGCCAAGAUGGCUGAGUACUGCCGCUCCAUCUUUGGGGAUGCGCUGCUCAUCGACCCACUGGACAAGUACCCGCUGGCUCCGGGCGUCGCCCUGCCCAGCCCCCAGGACCUGAUGGGACGCAUCCUGGUGAAGAACAAGAAGCGGCACCGGCCUAGCACGGGCAUCCCCGACAGCUCGGGGCGCAAGCGGCCGUUGGAGCAGAGCAACUCGGCCCUGAGUGAGAGCUCAGCCCCCACCCAGCCCUCCUCUCCCCAGCUCGGGUCCCCCAGCUCCGACAGCUGCCCAGGCCUGAGCAAUGGGGAGGAGGUGGGGCUCGAGAAGCCCAGCCUAGAGCCUCGGAAGUCUCUAGGUGAGGAGAACCUGAACCGGGGCCCUGACACCCUUGGACCUGCAGACCGUGAGGAAGAAGAGGAAGACGAGGAAGAGGAGGAACAGACUGACCCCAAAAAGCCCACCACAGAUGAGGGCACGGCGAGCAGUGAGGUCAACGCCACUGAGGAGAUGUCAACGCUUGUCAACUAUAUUGAGCCCGUCAAGUUCAAGUCCUUUGAGGCAGCUCGAAAGAGGAACAAGUGCUUUGAGAUGUCGUCCUUCGUGGAGACCAAGGCCAUGGAGCAGCUGACGAAGAGCCCCAUGGAGUUUGUGGAAUACAACAAGCAGCAGCUUAGCCGCAUCUACCCCAAGGGCACCCGUGUGGACUCUUCCAACUACAUGCCCCAGCUCUUCUGGAACGUAGGCUGCCAGCUUGUGGCGCUCAACUUCCAGACCCUGGACUUGCCAAUGCAGCUGAACGCGGGCGUAUUUGAGUACAAUGGGCGCAGCGGGUACCUGCUCAAGCCUGAGUUCAUGCGGCGUCCAGACAAGUCCUUUGACCCCUUCACUGAGGUCAUCGUGGACGGCAUUGUAGCCAAUGCCUUGCGAGUCAAGGUGAUCUCGGGGCAGUUCCUGUCUGACAGGAAGGUGGGCAUCUACGUGGAGGUGGACAUGUUUGGCCUCCCCGUUGAUACACGGCGCAAGUACCGCACACGGACCUCACAGGGGAACUCGUUCAACCCUGUGUGGGACGAGGAGCCCUUCGACUUCCCCAAGGUGGUGCUGCCCACGCUGGCUUCCCUUCGCAUUGCGGCCUUUGAGGAGGGCGGCAAAUUCGUAGGGCACCGGAUCCUGCCCGUGUCAGCCAUCCGCUCAGGGUACCACUACGUCUGCCUGCGGAACGAGGCCAACCAGCCGCUGUGCCUGCCAGCCCUGCUCAUCUACACUGAGGCCUCCGACUAUAUCCCUGACGACCACCAGGACUAUGCGGAGGCUCUAAUCAACCCUAUUAAACAUGUCAGCCUGAUGGACCAGAGGGCCAAGCAGCUGGCUGCCCUCAUUGGGGAGAGUGAGGCCCAGGCUGGCCCAGAGACAUGCCAGGAGACCCAGUCUCAGCAGCUGGGGUCCCAGUUAUCCCCAAACCCCACCCCUAGCCCACUGGACACCUCCUCCCGCCGGCCCCCAGGCCCUGCUGCCUCUCCCACCAACACCUCUGUCAGCAGCCCAGGGCAGCGGGAGGAUCUCAUUGCUAGCCUCCUCUCAGAGGUGGCCCCAGCUCCAUUGGACGAGCUGCGAGGGCACAAGGCGCUAGUGAAGCUCCGCAGCCGGCAGGAGCGGGAGCUACGGGAGCUGCACAAGAAGCACCAGCGGAAGGCGGUGGCCCUCACUCGCCGUCUGCUUGACAACCUGGCCCAGGCCCGGGCCGAGAGCAGGGGCCGGCCCCGGCCAGGAGUCCAAGGCGGGGCUGCUGAUAUGGAGGACACAAAGGAGGAGGAGGAAGAAGUGAAGCGGUAUCAGGAGUUCCAGAACAGACAGGUGCAGAGUCUGCUGGAGUUGAGGGAGGCCCAGGCAGAUGCAGAGGCCGAGCGGAGGCGGGAGCACCUGAGACAGGCCCAGCAGCGGCUCAGGGAGGUCGUCCUGGAUGCUCAUGUGGCUCAGUUCAAGAGGCUGAAGGAGAUGAACGAGAGGGAAAAGAAAGAGCUGCAGAAGAUCCUGGACAGGAAACGCCACAACAGUAUCUCAGAGGCCAAGACGAGGGAGAAACACAAGAAGGAGGCGGAACUGACAGAGAUUAACCGUCGGCACAUCACCGAGUCGGUCAACUCCAUCCGUCGGCUGGAGGAGGCCCAGAGGCAGCGGCAUGAUCGCCUCGCGUCUGGGCAGCAGCAGGUCCUCCAGCAGCUGGCGGAAGAAGAGCCCAAGCUGCUGGCCCAGCUGGCCCAGGAGUGUCAGGAGUGGCCGGGGGGGCAGGAGAUCCGCCGGAGCCUGCUGGGCGAGACGCCAGAGGGGCUUGGGGACAGGGCCCUCGUGGUCUGUGCCAGCAACGGUCACGCGCCUGGGAGCGGUGGGCACCUGUCCAGUGCAGACUCCGAGAGCCAGGAGGAGAACACGCAGCUCUGAACUGGCUGAGCGAGAGACGAAGAAACUGAGGCUCAGAGCGGAAGUCACGUGCACCAGGUCACAGCUAAGCCAAGACGUCCUGGCCUGGAGCAGGGCGGCCUGGACCCUCUGUGGCAGACUCUCCGGCCAGCCUAGUGGACCUGCUCCCUGCCUCGGGGCCGGCAGGGAGCGUGUAGCUGGGCUGUGCAGCAGGGUUAGGCUGGCAUCUCUUCAAGGCCUCUUCCAGCUUCCUGGCCCUUCCCUGCAGUUGCCUCCCUCCUCUGGAGGAAGGCAGCCUCUUAUCUGAGCUUAUCUCCUGCCAAUUGAGUGUUUGCUUUGCUUUGUUUUUGUUGCAGCCUCAGGCAGAUGGGGUGGGGAAGUGGAGUAGGGCCUUCCUGGGGUUGGGGAGACCUCUGUCCUGGCCUUCCUCCCUCAGGGUCAGUAUGCUGCUCCCGGCCUAUCCCCUAGUCUGCCACUCUCCUGUAUUCCCUGGCCAGUCCAACUCUCAUCUUCCUGACCCCUGGCCCUGAAACAGAAACACUACACGUCCCUGCCAUGCGUCCUCAGUCAGCCCACUCUAAACUCUGGGUGUGGCAUUCAAAGCCUGGCUUCUACUGCUCCCCCAACUUGCCUUAGGUCCACUACCCCAUCCCAGGAAGGAGAGCUCCCCCCACCUUCAAGUCUCAGCUCUAACCUGCCUCCUCCCUGCAGCCCUCCCUAACUCCUCUGCGGAGAGAGCCGCCCUCACCCUGGCUCUGGCCCCUCUGUUGCAGCAUCCCAUCCUGAGUGGCAGGCGAUUGCCACCAGGAGGCUUCACCAAGCAGGGGCUGAGGCGAAAUUCAUCUCUAUCCAGCACAAAGCACUGGCCUGGGCUAUAGGGGGCGCUAAUAAAUCUCUUUGAACUGAG